Hevea brasiliensis (rubber tree) is the source of this 873-nucleotide messenger RNA. RefSeq names its product 30S ribosomal protein S16-2, chloroplastic/mitochondrial-like. The transcript has 3 exons. Gene Ontology annotation, cellular component: small ribosomal subunit; ribosome. The record is from RefSeq and is a predicted model, not a curated record. NCBI's taxonomy places the organism in Eukaryota, Viridiplantae, Streptophyta, Magnoliopsida, Malpighiales, Euphorbiaceae. Gene Ontology annotation, molecular function: structural constituent of ribosome. The coding region runs from base 231 to 641 and encodes 136 amino acids. Gene Ontology annotation, biological process: mitochondrial translation.
GGCUCACGGUAGACGGUGUCAACUAUCAUUUAAUUCUAAAACGGCGUCGUAUUAAGUUCGUACUUUGAAUUGAAGUGAAUCUCCAAUCCAUCUGGCUAUUUCCUCUUACAAGCCCCAAACCCUUGGAUUGCAGCGGCCGCUCCACUUUGAAUCCAGCACUGCUCUUUUCGUUCGCUAUUCUAACUUCUACUUUGUUUGAGUUUCCUUGUCAAAUUAAUCCGACAGAGAAUAUGGUGGUGAGGAUCCGAUUGUCGAGAUUCGGGUGCAAAAACAAACCAUUUUAUCGGGUCAUGACCGCUGAUAGCAGAUCCCCCAGAGAUGGCAAACACCUGGAAGUCCUUGGUUACUACAAUCCCCUUCCAGGUCAAGACGGAGGCAAACGGAUGGGUCUUAAUUUCGAGAGAGUGAAGUAUUGGUUAUCAGUCGGUGCUCAGCCUUCAGACCCUGUCCAACGCAUUCUUUUCAGAGCAGGAUUACUACCUCCUCUACCAAUGGUAGCAAUGGGGCGUAAAGGUGGACCUCGUGACACACGUCCAGUUGAUCCAAUGACUGGGCAUAUUUUGGAUCCGGAAAAGAUGUACAAUGAUGCCCAAUCAAAUGCCAGUGAAAGUGAUAAUGAAGCUGAAACAACCACUCCAUGAAAUUUCAAUUUCUGCAGUUCCCUUUGUCUUCUAUUUUAUAAAGUAAAUCGAAGGAUUUUUUUGGGUAGGUGAGUUGUAGUUCUAAUGAUAUAUUUGCACUGUGAUUCCUAGAAGGAUUAAUAUUGUGAAAAAUAACUCCCUGUGAACAUAAAUAAUCUAGUGACAACCCCUUUCAGGGAUGAAUUUCUUGUAGGUCCUUGAAUCAGCUUCAAAUAUAUCUAGCUUUGGUGCA